UCGCCAACUAACAAACUUGACAACUCACAUCGACGGCCAUGGCGACACUUGAGCAGGAGCUGCUCGCAGAUUUCGCGGAUUCUGGCGACGAAGAUGUUGCGGAUUUGGAGAACGACUUCGCCGCCGGCGACUUUGGAUCACCAGAACCGGAGAAUGGCGAGGACGAGGAAAUGGUAGAUGAGGAGGCCGAGUACGCAGAGAAGGAAGGCAAGAAGAAGGACAAGGGUCCGGCGGAUAUAAGAAAUGCGCAAACCCUCAUGGCCAAUCUACAGCCAGUACUACAGCAAAUCGAGGAGGUAAAAGACAAAAUGGAGGAAGUGAUGGACGGCGAGUCAAUCGAGGACAACCCAGAAUAUCAGCUUUUAAAGGAAGCAAACGAGUUCUCAACUCAAAUCGACGGCGAAAUCCAGGCGGUACACAAGUUCAUUCGCGACAACUACUCCUUGCGCUUCCCCUACCUCGAAGAACUCGUCAAGAACCCGGUCGAUUACGCAAAGACAGUCGCCAUCCUCGGGAAUCGGCCGCUCGAUGACAUCAAGAAUAUUGCACAGGAUACAAACAACAUCGUCGGGGCGCCGUUGAAGACCAUCUUGGACGCGCCGUCUCUUAUGGUUAUAACGGUCGAGGCCACAAGAGCUUCCGGCCGCGAACUCCAGGACGUCGAACUCGCAGCCAUCAUGACUGCCUGCAAGCUUCUGCUGGUGCUUGAUAGGUCGAAGCACAUUAUCACUGAAUAUGUCCAGUCACGCAUGAGCGUCUUUGCGCCAAACCUCACAGAGCUUAUUGGAUCCCUCACCGCCGCCCAACUCAUCAACUACGCAGGAGGUCUUGCUGGCCUUGCGAAGACACCGGCCUGUAAUAUCGCACCCUUGGGCUCGAACAAAGCAUCUGGCCUUGGACUUGCCACCAACAUUGGAGUUAGACACCAAGGUUUCCUCUAUCACAGCCCUAUUCUUGAACAAAUUAGAACGGAUCUCAAGAAACAGGGCUUGCGAAUUGUCUCCGGCAAAGUGAUCCUUGCUGCACGCGUGGAUAUGGUCCACCAGGCACCUGACGGCUCUACCGGACGCCAGCUCAAAGAAGAAUGCGAACGACGACUUGACAAGCUCACUGAGAUUCCUGCAAACAAGGGUGUCCGUGCCCUUCCCGCACCCGACGACAAACCGGCGCGAAAGCGUGGCGGACGCAGAGCCCGCAAGGCCAAGGAAGCAACAGCCAUGACCGAGAUCAGGAAGGCACAGAACAGAAUGGCUUUUGGCAAGGAGGAGAAAGAAAUCGGCUACGGCGACUCAACAAAGGGCAUGGGCAUGGUCGGCGCCACCGACACCGGCCGUCUGCGCGCCCAGCAAAUCGACCCCAAGACAAGAGCGAAGCUGUCGAAGAAAAACCCCGGCUGGGGCGGCGACACAACACUCGGCGCUGCCUCGUCGCUCAAGGGCUUCGGCGCCGGCGGCACCGCUACAAGCCUGCGCGCACAGGGUCUCAGGACCGGCGGCGUGGGCCUCCACGGCUCGGGCAUGAGCUCCGUCGCCUUCACUCCCGUGCAGGGACUCGAGCUCGUCGACCCGCGGGCGCGCGAGGAGGCCAGCCGCAAGAGGAAGGCCGAGGACGAUCGCUGGUUCAAGGGCGGCUCGUUCACGCAGCUCAGUGGGAAGACAGAUGCAGCGGGUUUCAAGGUGCCUGCGCUGCCGCUCAAGAAGCCGAAGACGGAGCAGUAGUCGUGCGGUGGCAUAUCUCACUCGUAUCUUACGACGGUGUGUGGGAAGUUCGGAGCAUUUUGGUCGAGUAUGCAUCAUAUGGCGUUUAGGGGAUUCGGAUGGCUGAUACCAGGGCCUUGGGUGUGCCCACCUCCAUACCACGUUUUGUACGGAAAUAGGAACUACGAUGAAUGGUUUCUCUGCUUCUCUCUUGGCACAGUGAUUCUCAUGCAGGGUGGCUUUGUUCGUGAUCAGUGUCUCCGGCGAGGCGUGCAGGCAGAUAGGGCAUGAAUGGCACUUCUCUCCUGGUCUUGGGCUGGAGUGAACGUGCUUGGUUAGUGGACGGUUAUUUCGCAUCAAUGCUAGCUUGUUGGGUUGAGUAUGACUCGAGUGUGAGGCUAUUCCUACAUUCGUCGAACCAUAGGCGGCUCGUCCCUUGUAG
Messenger RNA from Boeremia exigua, 2139 nucleotides. RefSeq lists its product as uncharacterized. Bases 39 to 1718 code for a protein of 559 amino acids. Lineage: Eukaryota; Fungi; Ascomycota; Dothideomycetes; Pleosporales; Didymellaceae. The transcript has a single exon. Gene Ontology annotation, biological process: mRNA splicing, via spliceosome; spliceosomal tri-snRNP complex assembly. Gene Ontology annotation, cellular component: precatalytic spliceosome; U4 snRNP; U4/U6 x U5 tri-snRNP complex. The record is from RefSeq and is a predicted model, not a curated record.